Procambarus clarkii (red swamp crayfish) is the source of this 576-nucleotide messenger RNA. Lineage: Eukaryota; Metazoa; Arthropoda; Malacostraca; Decapoda; Cambaridae. The record is from RefSeq and is a predicted model, not a curated record.
AUGGUGCCGCUGGUGGUGGGGGCGGUGUUGGAGAACGCCUCCCUCCAUCACUGCUCCAUCAUCCUCGUUACUGAUGGUUUACCAUCAUACACCACACUCUACCAGGCGGAGUGGGUGACGGUGCCGGCGGGAGUGGGCGUGAUGGUGGUGACCUCCCCCGCCCAGGACGACCUCACCUCACUCACCAAGGCUCUCUCCCACGCUCGUGAGCUGCGGGUGUUGGCGAGGUGCGUGGUGGUCGUGGUGGCGAGCGACGACCCGGCCUUCCUGGUCGCCUUCGCCCAGUCGUCUGACAGAGGCCGCCUGCUGGUGUGGUCGACCAGACUGUUGGUGGUGACGAGGGCGCCUCUCCACGAGGUCAUGCGUCUCCUGCGCCAGUACUGGACCUUCUCCAUGAUGAACACCAUGUUCCUGACCCCAGGAGUCCCAGCGUCUGGUCACAGAUGGGACACCUACACACACCUGCCAUACAGCCAGCUGGGGCCGCAGGUGGUCCACGUAGCCACCUGGACACCUGCUAGGGGACUGGUGCUCCUGUCUCAACACCACCUGUUUCCACAGAAGUUCAAAAAGUGA